AAGAGGUUAUGUGGGAAGUACCGCACAAACCCCCAGAUGCCCAAUACCGUAUGUUCUCCCAACUCCCGAUUCCAACUCAGAAGACGAAGAAGAUAGACCUGUUUUUUCCUUUUUCUUCUUGUUCUUGUUCUUGUUCUUGUUCUUCUUCUUCUUACUUGGACCCUUCAAAACUAGCCAAAACCAAAACAAGAAAUCUGCUUAUAAUUGAAUUAGAAUUUGAAACAUGCACGCCAUUUCUUUCUCUAAGCUCUCAAGCAUUGAUAUUUUCUCCUCCACAACCUCCUUAACUCCUCAAAACUGUCCUAAAUUUCCCACUCCUUUUCCUUCCCUUUUGUCAAAUUUCCCUUCUUGGUCUCACCCUCUUAGUCUCUCCGCAAGGAAAUCCUGUAUCUCGGUUUCCUCCAAGUCUUCCGAGGCAGAGGAGCUCUCGCCGCCGGAAGACGAGUGGCUGCAGAAGCUUCCCGACAAGAAGAAGCCUCUUUACUCUCACAGCCUCCCUUGCAUUGAGGCUUGGCUGGGGAGUUUGGGGUUUUAUCAGAGCAAAGACGACAGGGCCGUUUGGUUGGUUGAGAAGCCCGAUUGGCACGCCCAGCUCUCACUCGAUGUCACCGACCUCUAUAUAAGGUACCUAAAAAGUGGACCUGGUAAUCUUGAGAAGGAUGUGGAGAGGAGGUUCAGUUAUGCGCUAAGCAGAGAGGACAUUGAAAACGCUGUGCUUGGAGGACCAUAAGGGACAAAAGGGUCGAAAUUUUAAUUCUUUGGUCUGCUUUGCUAAGUUUGUCAAGCUGCUUGAGAGAUCAGAGAUCCUGAUUGACUAACAAUUGUUUGAUGAACUCGGUUGCAAUGUGAAUAGAUAAAUUUUUGAUCCCUUCAAUGCCGACUGAUGAUAUAACUUGAAGUUCUGGAUUUAGGUCUAUUCAUGUAAUAUUUAUAUCUUUAAUUAUGCUGUCAUAAUUAAUCAUUUA
This is a messenger RNA of Ziziphus jujuba (common jujube), 965 nucleotides long. RefSeq lists its product as uncharacterized. Bases 224 to 730 code for a protein of 168 amino acids. The record is from RefSeq and is a predicted model, not a curated record. Lineage: Eukaryota; Viridiplantae; Streptophyta; Magnoliopsida; Rosales; Rhamnaceae. The transcript is spliced from 2 exons.